Fusarium musae is the source of this 1860-nucleotide messenger RNA. RefSeq lists its product as uncharacterized. Gene Ontology annotation, molecular function: guanyl-nucleotide exchange factor activity. NCBI's taxonomy places the organism in Eukaryota, Fungi, Ascomycota, Sordariomycetes, Hypocreales, Nectriaceae. The transcript has 2 exons. The coding region runs from base 1 to 1860 and encodes 619 amino acids. Gene Ontology annotation, biological process: positive regulation of GTPase activity; Ras protein signal transduction. Gene Ontology annotation, cellular component: plasma membrane. The record is from RefSeq and is a predicted model, not a curated record.
AUGCCUCCACACCAUCUUGAGGGCCGCAAUAGCCCAUCGAAGAGGCGAGUGCACAGGGAAGAUUAUACCGAAGAAAAUGGCGAAACGUUCUCGCGCAGGCGAGCGCAGUCUGCUGCCAAUCUGGAAGCUCCUGACGUUGGCACCGGGCGCCCCAUUAGCCAACAUAGCAAACAUAGUCGAGCAAGCUCCGAUUUCUCUUUACUAAAGGGUUUCUCCAAUCCACCAAUUAACGAAAACUACCGAGCACAGUCGUCCCGUAGCCCCAGGCAAGGUCAUGUAGCCAACUCGAAUCCCGAGGCAGGAGAACUGGGCCAAGCGCAAACACUCAAUAACAUGUUGAGGACUCCUGGCAUUCGACUCGAUAGACCCAGUACCGAUUCGUUCUUGGAUGUGGAUGAGUCGGAUGCAGAAUCCUAUCGAUACUCCGAUGACAUCCCGAUACUUCAAAGAAAUGACGAUAGCACGCUGGAUAAGCAAGCGAAGAUGGCAGGCGUAACAUUCGAUGAGCUAGUUGACCGACUUCUUGCUCCUCGCUUGACAAGAGUCGACAACAACUUCUCUGAUGUUUUUCUCUGUCUUUAUCGCAAGUUUGCAGCUCCUGGUGAGCUAUUUACUGCCAUUUUAACCCGACUGGAUAAAGUGAGAGACGAUAAGACAGCGCAUUACCUUUCCAAGACCGCCACACAGCUCCGAAUCAUUGAAGUGGUCGCGAAAUGGGUGUCGCUUUACCCCGGUGACUUCGCCCGCCCUCAAACUAGACGAAAUUUGGAGGAGUUUAUCAGGCAUCUGAGUACAGAACCGAUUUUCUCAAUCGCAGCGCAACAUAUGCGACGACACCUCCAAUUCAAUGUCGUAGAAGAUGACGAUACAGGUUGGGCAAACUCGGACGAGACUAGCGAUAAGCUCGCAAGCGAGAUCUUGUCAAAGGACAUGAACGAGCUGUCGUCGGGUGUGAGUGUGUUGACGGUGGAGUCGGAUAUGGACGUAAGACCAUCUGGAAGCUCGGAGGUCUCUCUUGCGGACAGAAGCAGCAGUGUCUCGAGCCAGGUGCAUUUUCACACGUUUGAGGACUACGAAAGAGCUGCAAGCAACCUGGAACCUACGGACAACUUACCUAUGAACAAAUUCCGCUACCAUAUAUUCAUGGACAUCCCCGAUGAUGAUGUUGCGGACGAGCUGACCAGAAUCGACUGGAUCAUGUUUUCCUCAAUUCGAAUACGCGAUUUUGUUCGACAUGUCAGCCUAUCCGCCUCCCAAAAAGAGCGUUGCAAGAGUUUACGGAAUGUGAAUCGAAUGAUCAACCAUUUCAAUCAUGUUGCCAAAUGGGUUGCCAACAUGAUACUGCUGCGGGACAAGGCCAAACAUCGAGCGCUUAUAUUAGAGAAGUUCAUGAAUAUUUCACUUAAGCUGCGGCAACUGAACAACUACAAUGGACUGGCAGCCAUUCUAGCAGGUGUGAACGGAACAGCCAUUCAUCGAUUAAAUCAGACGAGAGCACUAGUACCAGCAGAAGUCCAAAAGCGGUUUGCGCGGUUGGGCAUAUUGAUGGGAACUCAGAAGAGUCAUUUCGCCUACCGCCUAGCCUGGGAAAACUCCUCCCUCCCCCGGAUUCCUUUCAUUCCCCUUCAUCGAAGAGACUUGGUGUCAGCGGAGGAGGGUAGCAGAACAUUUGUCGGCACUGAUGGUGAUCGCAUCAAUUGGAAGAAGUUUGAGGUUCUAGGCGAGGUCCUGUUACCAAUCAUGAAGAGCCAGAGCACAUCAUACCCAAAUCUAACCAAGCACGAUACUGCAAGAGAACUGAUUCUGGGUUGUCGCAUGCCAACGGAUGAAGAGGUGAGAUUCAGUUGCAUGAUCUCCUGA